This is a messenger RNA of Rotaria sp. Silwood2, 804 nucleotides long. The record is from the annotation of a GenBank genome assembly. Lineage: Eukaryota; Metazoa; Rotifera; Eurotatoria; Philodinida; Philodinidae.
AUGCGGAAACUAUUCAGAGAAGCUCGUGAAAACGAUGAUCCAGAACUGGUUAUUAAAGCUUACAGUUCCCAACAAGCUUUCACAGUGUGCCUGAAUAAACAUUCUGCAGCCAAUUCAAAUCAUUUUCUAACUCGUUACUGUACGAUGUUAAACUGUCCAGUUUUGGAUCGAACUCAAGAGUAUACGGAAGCAUUUACCAAUAUUUUAUAUCAUCCAAAGUUAGAUGAUUAUCUUGUUCGGAAGAAAAAAGUUUAUCGUGGUGCGGUUCUUGACGAUAAGAAACUCAUAGAAGAUUAUAAAGUAGGUGCUACGAUAUUAACAACAACAUUUCUAUCAGCCAGUAAGGACCCAUAUGUGGCAUUUAGAUUUUGUUUAAAUGGUUCUACAGAUGGCAUAGCAAUGCUUUGUACAUAUAAUAUUAAAAAUAUUCAACGUCGUUCAGCACUAGAUAUUGAAUUAAUAUCUCUAUAUCCUGAUGAAAAAGAGGUUUUAAUCUUACGCUAUGUUCCAUUUACAAUAACGUCAAUCAGAAAAACAGAAGAUGGUAGAAGAAUCGACAUUAGUCUCGAUGAAUGUUCAGAGGAAAUACUAGAAUCAAAUAGAUCAGAAUUGAACAAUGGCUCUUCAAUUGAAACGUAUGACUGUAGAAUCGAGUUUGCAUCAACUUCUUUGAAUCGUACUCGGAAUCAGCAAAACACUAGUUGCUGCUGUAAUGAAGAAAUCCAGCUAGAGACGGUCUCAGGUCGUAUAGCUGAACGUGAAACAAUUGGAAAUCGAACCUCGUCUAGAAGACUACCAGAAUGA